Messenger RNA from Psylliodes chrysocephalus, 573 nucleotides. NCBI's taxonomy places the organism in Eukaryota, Metazoa, Arthropoda, Insecta, Coleoptera, Chrysomelidae. The record is from the annotation of a GenBank genome assembly.
AUGGAAAAUUUUGGUAGAUAUAAUUUGUGCUGUAAUCUUCGACAAUUGGAAGACCAUAGAGUGAAAAAUGGUCUCCGACGAGCUUCUAUUACACAUCAAAUUACACAUAACUUAAGUACAUCUUGUAGAAAAGCACACGAUUUGCAAAAUACUGCAUCUAAUUCUGUUCCUAAGGUUGAUGACAAUUUUGAAGAAGAAUUGGAAGAUGCUCGUACUAAAAGUACUUUUUCAUCAAUUUCAACUAUUCUAUCUGGACCAGUGCUACCUGUUGUUUAUGACGCAUUCGCUUUGUUGAAUCAAUCACCAAUUAUCAAGAAACACGUUGACAAUCAAACUUACUUAGAAAGCAAAGUCAAAAAAGUUUAUAAUGGCUUAAAUACCACUGUAGGAGUCAUAAAACCGUCUGAUGAUGAAACAAAUUCACAAAAUUUCUUAGAAUUGCUCGAAAAAUUGAAAACUAAAUUUAACGAUAGUAAUACGCAACGAUCUGAAAAAUCCAAAUUCUUACUCUUUUGCCUGAAACGUGGGGCUUAUCUCGAGUAUGCGAAACAAUGUGUUGUACCAUAUACAUAG